Messenger RNA from Fulvia fulva, 753 nucleotides. RefSeq lists its product as uncharacterized. NCBI's taxonomy places the organism in Eukaryota, Fungi, Ascomycota, Dothideomycetes, Mycosphaerellales, Mycosphaerellaceae. The record is from RefSeq and is a predicted model, not a curated record. Bases 1 to 753 code for a protein of 250 amino acids. The transcript is spliced from 3 exons. Gene Ontology annotation, molecular function: protein dimerization activity.
AUGUACACAGAUGCCUCCACUUUGAGCAUGGAUGCCCAUCUCUUCCCUUCCACAUUCGGCAAUUCCGACUACAUGCACCCGGAUGGAAGCAAUGGAGACUUCCUAUUCUCUCACCAUGGGGUUUGGAAUCCUGAAGCAACGUUCAACCCAGGGGUCUACUAUGGUGACAUGAGCGGCUAUGGUCCCAUGAUGGUGUACGAUGCGCCCAUGCAAUGCAGCCUCAAUGUAGCCCCCAGCUUUCAGAUCGACACAUUGCCAGUGGCAGAACAGAGACCCAUCGGCUCUUCCGGACAGAAGCGAAAGUCUCGGAGCUCGACAAAGCCAGUAGUCCAAAAACGACAGAAGCAAAGCAACAGCCAAAGAAGCAGUGUCAGCAGUAGCAGCAGUCCGAAAAGCAUCGUCAGCGACUCCAUCGCACCUACCGCACCAAGCUGCCGUGCCCAUUACGCUGUGGAGAAGCGGUAUCGAACAACAUUGAACGAUCGUUACGCCGCGCUCGCUCGACUCGUGUCACAAACCGAGACACAGGAGAUAUGUCGGACGGAGAACAAAGAUUGGGAGGUCCCUCCUAAGCUCGACAGCAGUCCGAGUUCUGGAGACGAUAAGGGACCCUGUAAACGGCAAAGCAAGACGACAACGCUAUCGGCCGCCAUCGACACCAUCGCUCUCCUCGACCGGUGUUGCAUGCGAAAAGCGCAGGAGCUUCAGUCACUGAGGGAACAGUAUCGUGCGCUCAGUGCCGCCGGAAAUUGA